Molecule: messenger RNA, 3474 nt
Organism: Ornithodoros turicata
Lineage: Eukaryota; Metazoa; Arthropoda; Arachnida; Ixodida; Argasidae
Product: dachshund homolog 1-like
Exons: 11
Coding region: 85-1905 (606 amino acids)
Biological process (GO): regulation of transcription by RNA polymerase II
Cellular component (GO): nucleus; transcription regulator complex
Molecular function (GO): RNA polymerase II cis-regulatory region sequence-specific DNA binding; DNA-binding transcription factor activity, RNA polymerase II-specific
Source: RefSeq, a predicted model, not a curated record
CCACUUGCUGGACCCACACGCGACAGCGGCGCACCCCUCGCGUUCGGCAACUCACUCGUGCAGCACUUUUCCUCAGCGCGCGCCAUGGCGAGCGACGCGCUGCCAGAAAACCUCUCCGCCGGCCAGCCGUACCUCAAUGGCUCGCCCCCACAAUCUCCACCGACAACAUUAGCCAGUGCCCUCAUGCUGCAGUCUAUGUACUCGAGGAUGGACUCUGGCCUUCGUGGCUCACCGGCCGGUUCUAGCGACACAUCUCCUCGUCGAGACGGUCCCCAUUCGUCCCUACCGCCACCUGGGGCGUUUAGCGCCGCUGCACUGUGCGACCAGUUCUGUUCGGUCAUCAACGGUUUCCGGGGCUACGACCCGCGUCUCAAGAGCGCAUCGUCGUCUCGAGCAGUGGCUGCGGAAGCUACCGAGUGUAAAUUAAUUGACUAUCGUGGGGAGAAGAUCGCUGCAUUUGAGUACAGGGGCGAGUAUUUACUAUGCCUGCCUCAGGCGUUUGAGUUGUUCCUGAAGCAUCUUGUGGGAGGACUGCACACGGUGUACACCAAGCUGAAGCGACUGGGCAUCAGUCCCAUCGUCUGCAAUGUGGAACAGGUACGAGUGCUUAGGGGACUGGGAGCGAUUCAGCCGGGUGUGAAUCGAUGCAAGCUGCUGUCGUGCAAGGACUUCGAUUGCCUCUACAAGGACUGCACCACUGCCAGGCCUGGUCGGCCUCCGAAGCGCGCCUCCCUGGUGGGCCUCGGCGGCACCGGCUACCCACCUCCACUACUCAAGCCAGGGGAAAAUGCAGACUACGACUCCUUCAAGUCGGAUUACGUACGCGGUGAUGAAGAUGGGGAUUACAACUUUCCAGCCAUGCUUUUCAAGAUGUGGAGUCAAGGGCAACAAGCCGCAGGAGGCGCUGACGGCAAGGCCAGUGGUGGCUACCCUCCAGGCCUAGGACCACCUCACGUAGACCCCUCACUAAGCAUGCUUGGGCUGGGAAGUCAACAUGCCAAUGCCUACCAACGUCAUCUGCUGUCUGGGGGCCUAGGUCUGCCCCUGGCUUCCAUUGCGCAGGCGCAUUUGGGUCGCCAACAAGACAAGGCCAGACAGUACGCUGCGGGCGUGGACCUCUGCAACCCAAGGAACGCAGACGACAACGGAGAGAGAGACAGCAAGUCGCGUGGAUCCGAUUCUAACCGGAAACCGAGGAGUCCCGGAUGGCCACGGGAAGAGAACGAUAACGCUGCGUCAGCUCUCAACCUCUCCCAAAGUGGCGGGACCCGAUUGCGAGAAGGUUGCAUAAAGGGCGAAGAUGAGGAUGAUGAAAUUCAGGGAGAGUCUGACUACGGCGACGAGAAAGAUUCCGGUGACAUGAGCGAGGACUCCGAAGACAGUGUUUCCAGUGCGGGAGGUGACAGGGACUCAAAACUAAGCGACAGCGGUGGACCGAGAGCAGGCUCUGAAGGUCCCGACAGCCAGCUGCUGCAACUCGCCGAGAAGAACGGCCUGUUAGGUGGUGGCAUUGGGUCUAUCGAAACGUUACUGCAAAACAUCCUUGGCCUCCUUAAAGUUGCUGAAGAAAACGCUAGACGCCAAGAGCAAAGAGUCCAUAUGGAGAGAGCGGAGCUGAAAGUUGAGAUUCUCAGAGAACGUGAACUGCGUGAGGGACUGGAGAAAAAGUUGCAAGAAGAACAGAGCAGACGACUGUUCUACCAGAAGCGGCUACGCCGGGAAAAGCGUUGCAGAAGACAGGUCCAGGACCAACUGGAAGGUGAAGUCAAGAAGAGGGCACGUUAUGAAGAGGCUCUGCGCACAACGCUCAGCGACUCGCAAAUUCCCAAAGAAACAAUGCAAGAGGAGACCAAAACUGACGACACUGUAGCCAUGGAGUCUGACAACAGCGUGAAAAGUCGAUAGGACCAAGGCAAUGCCUGACAAAAAUCCUGCAGCCAUUUCACGUGGUGAACACGCACAUCGAGCGCGAAGCUGUGAACUAUGAACCACGUGUCUUCGAAGCGACGCCGUGUUCAACGUUUUCACAUAUCGUCCACGCACUUUUCAUAUCAAGGCCAGCGGACAUUUACUCGCAGUUGACCGAACUCUACAAGUGUUGUGUCUCUUUCGCGACAACGACGCACCCUUGGACUUCGUCUGUUAUGACCCAUACCAGUGUCGUCUGCUAUGGCAGCACCGGUGCUUGUGCCCUGCGUGACCCUUUCUUUUUUUUUUUUUUUAUCUUUUCGCCAGAUUCAGCGGUUACUGUGCACCUCAUGCUGCAUUGUCAUUUCCACAAUGAGUGGUGACUCUGGGACCGGGAGUACCACAGACCUCGCCACAAGAUGUUUCAGGAGCAGCUUGAGAAUAAGCCUUUCCGUUCACGACGUUAGGGUGUACUAUACGAUGUCCGGUGAAACUAAGUCUAUCAUAUGAUGAGUAUGUACCACACUGUAAGUUUUAGAAGACAUGUUGCGUGUAUGCCGGUAUGCAAAAUUCCUUUCGCCGACCUGCAGGAGGUAGGGAGCAGCAGGAAUGAACUUGCAUGGGGGAUGCAACUUAAAAUUAUGCGAGUAAUGAAUAGGGUUCCGUGUUCCUAGAGUUUACUAAAUACCAAUCGCCAACUGGAUUUCUCUCGCAAAUUUACUGCCAGCAAAAACGAAAAAAUAUCGAAGGAAAAUGCUCUAAACGCGGAAUCCUAGUAACAGACUAGCGAUGUUUCAUCACGCUGGGUCAAGGUGUACCUGAUGCCUCUCCCUUAAAACGAUAUUCAUGCUGUAGAUUUCGCUUCGCUACACGGAUAGUUUAACAGCACUCGAGCCACUGCCCGAGAAAACAAAAGAGAUGUUGACGGUUAAUUUCUGCACAUGAAUGUGGCUCCUGUAAAGUUCAGGGAUGCUGGUAAUCUUUAACACAUUCGUGGGUUAAAUUGACAAUUUUAUGUGGUUGGAAGACAGUUAUACGAUGUGCAGUUCCGCCAUUAGAUUUACACGAAGCAAUACAGAAAUGAACUCAUAGUAAAAACAGGCACAGGACAGGUCUAUGGUUAUAAACAACCUGCAAAAGAAAGAAAAAGAUGGGAUUCCCAGAUUAGCAUCGUCAUGUAGCUACGUCAGUGCACCUGCUCAUUCUUUCUUUCCUCCCAUGCAAGCAUACACGCUACACAGAUAAUAGAGUUUUUGCUUCGAACACAGCACUGUUUAUUGCAGAAUGUUGUGAGCCUGUACAGCAUUCGAUCGUGCAACGGCACAAGCUAAGUAGGUUGUCGCGCUCAACAGCACAUGUUCAAUGACAUCGCGCUAUUUAAAACACACUAGCGUCAUCUACUUGCUAUCGGGUGGAGCCGAAUGUAAAUUUUACGACGACUUUCAUUCAGUGUUAUUUGUACCCAGUGUCUGUCGUAACUCGCUUAUCGAAACCUAGGCCGCCGAUGUCCCUUUUCCGUAUUUAAGUGCCAGAGUGGUAGCGAAAAUAAAGAUGCCACACGUUGAA